Messenger RNA from Chanos chanos (milkfish), 1573 nucleotides. RefSeq names its product alanine--glyoxylate and serine--pyruvate aminotransferase a (gene agxta). Gene Ontology annotation, cellular component: peroxisome. Bases 156 to 1331 code for a protein of 391 amino acids. The transcript is spliced from 11 exons. Lineage: Eukaryota; Metazoa; Chordata; Actinopteri; Gonorynchiformes; Chanidae. The record is from RefSeq and is a predicted model, not a curated record. Gene Ontology annotation, molecular function: L-serine:pyruvate transaminase activity; L-alanine:glyoxylate transaminase activity.
AAAAAACGUAAUAUCAUAGAUUGUUACAGCUCGUUCAAUGCAGUGUCAUUGAUGUGACACAACGUUUUAGUGACGUGUGGGCUGUAUGUCUCUGACGUUUGUAUAGUCCGCAGCUGUCCAAAUCACCGUUUUCUGUUGACAACCUGUGCAGCACGAUGUCGUCUCUCUCUGUUCCGCCACCGCAAUGCCUGCUGAAGCCGUUCGUUUCUCCUCAGCGCUAUAUGUUUGGACCAGGACCAUCGAACGUGCCGCCGCGAGUCUUGGCGGCGGGUUCGCAACCCAUAUUAGGGCAUAUGCACCCAGAAGUACUUGAGGUUAUGGAUGAUAUUAAGAGUGGGAUCCAGUAUGCGUUUCAGACCCAGAAUCGUGUGACUUUGGCUGUGAGUGGUCCUGGCCACGCAGCCAUGGAAUGUGCCAUAUUCAACACAGUGGAGCCAGGAGAGAGUGUACUCAUCGCUGUUAAUGGCAUCUGGGGAGAACGAGCUGCAGACAUGGCUGAGAGGAUAGGUGCCAAGGUGAACACAGUCAUAGCCCCUGCUGGAGGUUAUGUAACUAAUGAAGAAAUUGAGAAGGCCUUAGCCCUACACCGCCCCGUAAUGUUCUUCCUCACACACGGGGAGUCGUCCACAGGAGUCCUGCACCCCAUUGAUGGGAUUGGAGAACUCUGCCACAAGCACAAUUGUUUGUUUGUAGUGGACUCUGUGGCAUCAAUGGGAGGUGCACCGCUCUACAUGGACAAACAAGGUAUAGAUGUGCUGUACACCGGCUCUCAAAAGGUCCUGAACUCUCCUCCUGGAACUGCACCAAUCUCCUUCAGUGAGAAAGCAUGUGAGAAAGUGUUCAACAGGAAAACAAAGCCUGUUUCCUUCUUCUUAGACCUGAGCUGGUUGGCAAAUUACUGGGGUUGUGAUGACAAACCAUCACGCAUGUACCAUCACACUGGGCCAAUUACUGGGCUUUUCACACUGAGAGAGAGCCUUGCUAUCUUGACAGAGACUGGUUUAGAGGACUCCUGGAGGAGACACCAGGAGGUGGCAGAGUACUUCCACAAAGGCCUGGAAGAGAUGGGUCUCAAACUGUUUGUGCAGGACAAGAAAGCUAGGCUGCCUACCGUCACCACAAUACUUGCUCCCUCGGGCUAUGACUGGCGAGAGAUCACCGCCUACAUCAUGAAGACCUACAACAUUGAGAUCUCUGGAGGAUUAGGACCCUCCUCUGGGAUGGUUCUGCGCGUAGGGUUGAUGGGCUGUAACUGCAGCAAGACCAGUGUGGACAUGGUGUUGGAGGCUCUUGCAGAUGCCCUUAAACACUGUCACAAAAGCAAAGUGUAACUGCAAUAAUGGAGGAAUGAGAACUUCAAGACCACCGCUGCAGGAAAAAAAAACCCCUCUUUAUACAGUGAAGCUCCAUCAGGGAUGCCAGCAUUAAAUUUUGAUUUCCCUAGUUUGGUCAGUUUUUCAGACAUGCCUUUUUUUUUUUUUUUUUACAUAUAACAUAUAUAUUACACAUAAUAUACAUAUGUACUCAUCUUAGGCCUGAGGCUAUAUAUGAUCUGUUAACAUUGCCAAUGAUA